AUGGCUGCCUCGACGUCCUCAGCAGCGACAAGCGGCUCCAAGCCAGCAUGUAGACACCUUGUGCUCGAUGCGGGACCUCUUCUGUCGCUUUCGCCCCUCCGCGGGCUGUCGGAGGCCUACUACACCGUGCCCCAGGUCCUGGACGAGCUCAAGGACAAGCGGGCACGGGAACACUUUGAACGGCUUGGGCUGUCGGCGGGAGUGAGGAUCGAGAUGAAGGGGCCAUCCACAGCAUCCAUUGCACAUGUGAUCCAGUGGGCAAAGAAGACGGGAGACUAUGCUGUGCUCUCGCAUCCCGAUAUUUGCGUCUUGGCUUUGACAUAUGAACUGGAUCAGCAAGAGAAGGAGGCUGCUGCGAAAGCGAAGGCGGAGAGCGAUGCGUCUGGAGAGACUAGCCAGACACCAGAGGCGGAAAGCAAGCAGGACACGGACGAAAGCGCUCCGCAGGCAGAGGAGGAAAGCCCUGAGGGGCCCCUCGAGUCCGAUGUCGGAGAAGUCGUUGAAGAGGUCUUCUCCGAGUCAGAAGAAGUGCCCCCUCCCUCUGAGUCGGAAGAAGACGACACGGAAGAAGACCUUGAAGAGAGGGAACCUCUUGCCGUAGAGCUCCAGCCCAUUCAAGGCGAGAUCGCCACUCCCACCGAGCCCUCUCCUUCACCUCUACCCACCUCCGAACCUCCCACCGCAUCUCCACCAGCCGAGGACGCACCUGUUUACGAUGAUCCUUCAGACGAGGACGAUGGCGAGGGAGAGUGGAUCACACCCUCAAAUGUCGCUCUACACAAAUCCCGCGCGCUUGAUCUCCUACCCGGAGAAGGUGCCGGGCGGAAGGGAAAGAAACCGCAAGAGACCAUCCCUGUGGGCUGCAUGACCGCCGAUUUCGCGAUGCAGAACGUGCUGCUGCAAAUGGGUCUCGGUUUGGUCGGCGUAGAGGGCAAACGCAUCGAACGCGUGAAGAGCUGGGUGCUCCGGUGUCAUGCCUGCUUCAAAAUCUGCAAAGACGCAUCACGGAAGUUCUGUCCAGCGUGCGGGAACCCGAGUCUGCUCCGCGCGUCUGUCACGAUCUCCUCCCCGAACGCGGGCCCGAACACGCCCGCAAUGCAGGUGCACCUCAAAAAGAACUUACAGUUCAAGACGCGCGGUACCGUCUUCUCGAUCCCCGCACCCAAGCCCGGAUCCGCGAAGACCGGUCCCGGAGAGGGUCUCAUCCUGCGCGAGGACCAGACGACGUACAUGCGUGCGAAGAAGCAUGCGGAUGGGAAGCGCGAGCGGGAGGAGAAGCGGAUGCUCAACGCGGCGACUAAGAGCGCAGAGAUGGGGCAAGGUGGCACGGUCGUGAGCAGCUGGAUGGACCCGGACUGGGUACCGGAGAUCUUGAGCACUGGCACCGGUGGAAAGGGGAGGAGCGUGCGCGCGAGGGGGUACGAUGGGGACAUGCCUAUGAUCGGGUACGGGAGGAAAAACCCGAACGAGCGGAGGAGGAAGAAGUGA
This is a messenger RNA of Trametes versicolor FP-101664 SS1, 1488 nucleotides long. Its product is annotated as rRNA-binding endoribonuclease. The transcript has 3 exons. Gene Ontology annotation, biological process: maturation of SSU-rRNA; ribosomal small subunit biogenesis. The record is from RefSeq and is a predicted model, not a curated record. Gene Ontology annotation, molecular function: RNA endonuclease activity. Gene Ontology annotation, cellular component: preribosome, small subunit precursor. The coding region runs from base 1 to 1488 and encodes 495 amino acids. NCBI's taxonomy places the organism in Eukaryota, Fungi, Basidiomycota, Agaricomycetes, Polyporales, Polyporaceae.